This is a messenger RNA of Ziziphus jujuba (common jujube), 1801 nucleotides long. Its product is annotated as sesquiterpene synthase 2-like. NCBI's taxonomy places the organism in Eukaryota, Viridiplantae, Streptophyta, Magnoliopsida, Rosales, Rhamnaceae. The transcript has 6 exons. Gene Ontology annotation, biological process: diterpenoid biosynthetic process. The record is from RefSeq and is a predicted model, not a curated record. Gene Ontology annotation, molecular function: terpene synthase activity; magnesium ion binding.
AGCUAAAUAAAGCAUUUUAAUCACACGCAAAUUAAGCAGAUAGGCAACUCAAUUUCCACAUUGUUUAAAACAAAAUGUCGAUCCAAGCUUCAGCAGUUCCCGUAGCCUUUACCCAAAAUAAAAACCGUCCCUCUGCAGAUUUUCAUCCCACCAUUUGGGGUGAUUAUUUCCUCUCUCACUGUGUGCAAAAGGAGCACAUCGAAAAAAUGUAGGAAUAGGUUGAAGAAUUGAAGGAAGAAGUUAAAGGGUUCGUAAUGAAAUAUUCUCAGAAAAAACCUUCGCAAAAGUUGGAGUUGAUUGAUGUAAUCCAACGUUUAGGUGUGUCUUACCAUUUUGAGAGGUAGAUUAAUGAAGUAUUAGAAAAGAUCUAUAGCUCUUAUGGCUUUCAUGAUGAAGAGGAUGAUGACCUUUACACUAUUUCACUUUGGUUUCGUUUGCUUAGGCAACAUGGUUAUUAUAUUUCGUGCGAUGUAUUUAACAAGUUCAAGGAUGGAGAUGGUGAGUUUAAGGCAUCCUUAAUUGUUGAUAUUCCUUCCAUGCUAAGUCUGUAUGAGGCAGCACACCUUCGCAUGCAUGGGGAAGAAAUUCUUGAUGAAGCCCUAGUUUUCACCACCACUCAUCUUCAGUUAGAGCUGAGUAAUAUGACCUCCGACCUUACGGAAAAGGUCACCUUUGCUCUUAACCGGUCCAUCUGUAAAAACAUACCGAGGUCAGAGACAAGAAAUUACAUCUCUUUCUAUCCUAAAGAAAAUUCCCAUAGCGAAAAUUUGUUGAAGUUGGCACAGUUGGAUUUUAAUGUUUUACAAGCAUUGCAUCAAAAGGAAGUAGCCAACCUUUCAAGGUGGUGGAAAAACUUGGACUUUAAAAGGAAGUUGCCUUAUGCAAGAGACAGACUGGUAGAAUUAUACUUUUGGAUUUAUGCAAUGUUUUUUGAACCACAAUAUUCCCUUGCAAGAGUGUUAGUUACCAAAUUACUAGCCAUGGUAUCCAUCAUAGAUGAUACCUUUGAUGCUCAUGGUACAUAUGAAGAAAUCAAACUCUUCACUGAAGCAAUCAUGAGGUGGGAUAUUAGUGCCAAAGAUGUUCUUCCAGAUUACAUGAAAAUGAUAUAUCAGGAAUUUUUGGAUAUUUAUAGUCAAUUUGAGGAGCAUACUGGCAAGGAAGGAAGAUCCUAUGGUUUAGCUUAUGCAAAACAAGCGUUCGAGAAAGAGAGAGGACAUUGUGCAUCAGCGGUUGAAUGUUGCAUGGAACAACAUGGAGUUGAAGAAGAAGAUGCAAAAAAAAUGUUGCACCAAGAAAUUGAAAAUGCUUGGAAAGAUAUAAACCAGGAGUUCAUGAAGCCAACUGCUGUAGCAACCCCUAUUCUUGACUGCGCUCUAAAUCUUGCACGAGUAUUAGAUGUUAUUUAUAAGAACGGUGACGGUUAUAGCAAUUCUCAUUUGAUCAAAGACACCAUUACUUUGCUGCUUGUCGAUCCUAUACCCAUUCACGAGCAUCUUCUUCCAUAAUAUAUUAUCCUAGCUCUAUAUAUAUAUAAUCAUAAUGAUUUCCUAUUAGAAUAUCAUAAUGGAUUUUCCAUUAAAUCUUGUAUUAUUAGUUUUUGGAUUGCUGUUAAAAUUUAAAAUUGGUGAAUUAUAUAAGUUUGGUAAAAUAAUAAAACUCUAAAAAGCAAAAUGAAAUAUAUUUUUAAAUCUUAAUUAUUGACCUUUAAAGCAAUCCAAAAGCUAAUAAAUAAGAUUUUCAUGGUUUUUCCAUUACGAUGUACUAAUAACUUAAUUCCAUUAUAUUAUAUUAUGUUAUA